Giardia duodenalis is the source of this 273-nucleotide messenger RNA. RefSeq names its product Histone-like transcription factor. The coding region runs from base 1 to 273 and encodes 90 amino acids. Lineage: Eukaryota; Fornicata; Diplomonadida; Hexamitidae. Gene Ontology annotation, molecular function: protein heterodimerization activity. The record is from RefSeq and is a predicted model, not a curated record. The transcript has a single exon.
AUGUCUCUCGAACUUCAGAUAUCUAAGGUUAAACGGAUUACCAAGCUUGCGGCGCCCUCCCAUGUAAUCAAUAAGGACACUAUCCGAGCCAUUGCAUUUGUUGCCCAGCGUGUCACGGCCCAUGCCCUACAGUCGGCUAUACAGGAAUCGAAGCGGAACAAAAAGAAGAUAACCGGAUACGAGCAUUUAGCUGAUGCUGUGAUACACGCCCCUGGGUUGGCCUUCCUUCGUGACACCGUUCCCCAUCCCAUUCAACUGAAUAGGAAUGGAUAG